Molecule: messenger RNA, 264 nt
Organism: Gongylonema pulchrum
Lineage: Eukaryota; Metazoa; Nematoda; Chromadorea; Rhabditida; Gongylonematidae
Source: the annotation of a GenBank genome assembly
AUGUCGCUGGAAAGCCCAGAUCAGACGGCCAAUGGAGCCUUGCUAACGGGUCGAGCACAGGAAUCUGUCGCCGAAGAAACUGAUCCCAGCGAUACAAAACUUCGGACAAGCAGUCGCAGUAGCAGCACUAGUGAUUUGCAUCCUGUAGCUAUUCGCGGAUCGCUAGGAAGCAAAGACACUCAUGCUGUCCAGGCCCUUAACACGCUUCUCACUUCCACUAACGGUUCGUUUGAAUCUUCCGAUAUUUUACUUGAAUUACACUGA